AUGGAAAAUACUGGACACAAAGCUGAACCAUUUGCAGAAGCUAUUUUGUCUACAUUGAACAAGUAUGAUAUUUAUAUUUAAUUUCUUGGAGGUCAGUCUUAUGACAAUGCUGCGAAUAUGGCUGGUGCCUAUUAAGGUGUUCAAGCCAAAAUUAAGUUAGUUGCACCACUUUUUAAUUUUGUUCCAAGUUCUGCUUACUCUUUGAACUUGAUUGGAUCAUGUGCUGUUAGUUGUUGCAGUGUGGCAAAUAAUUAUUUUUCAUUUGUUCAAAAUCUAUAUGUUUUUUUUCUCAUCAUCAACACACUGUUGAAUGAAAUUGAACCAACAUGCUAAAUCGACUGUUAGAGCAUUAAUACAAAUUGGACAGCUGUAAAAAAUGCAUUGCAGGAACUUGUAAAUUGUGAUAGCAAAAAACAACUUACCCGUACUAAGGGUAGUGGAUUGUUACGGAACCUGAACAAUUUUGAAACCCCAUUUAUAACAUCCCUAUGGUGUGAUAUUCUUCAAAUAUUUAAUCACGCAAGUAAAAAAUUGCAAUCUACUCAAUUAGAUCUCGGGUCU
Messenger RNA from Cinara cedri, 561 nucleotides. The record is from the annotation of a GenBank genome assembly. NCBI's taxonomy places the organism in Eukaryota, Metazoa, Arthropoda, Insecta, Hemiptera, Aphididae.